Clunio marinus is the source of this 617-nucleotide messenger RNA. NCBI's taxonomy places the organism in Eukaryota, Metazoa, Arthropoda, Insecta, Diptera, Chironomidae. The record is from the annotation of a GenBank genome assembly.
AAAGUAAACAACUUAAGUAGGGAGAUUUUGUUUACCUUCAGGUGAUCUUGUUUUACAACCUGCAUAACAACGAUUAAUAAAAGUUAUUAAAUAAAAGUUGUAAUGACGACAACACCGAUUGUAACAAUUACCAGAAAGGAGUCAUUUUCAUCUGCUCAUCGGCUCCAUAGUAAAUCGUUGUCGGAUGAAGAAAAUCGUAAUAUAUUUGGAAAGUGCAAUAGUUUGAAUGGCCAUGGUCAUAAUUAUACGGCUGAAGUUUCUGUUCGAGGACCGAUCGACAGAGAAAAUGGAAUGGUAAUGAAUCUCACAGAGCUGAAGCAACUAAUGAAUGAUUGCAUUAUGACCACAAUGGAUCAUAAAAACAUUGACAUGGAUGUUCCAUAUUUUAAAACCAUUCCAUCAACAGCAGAAAAUAUCGCGGUAUUCAUCUGGGAUUCUUUGUCAGCUCGACUUCCGAAGCCAGAACUACUGUUUGAAGUGAAACUAUGGGAGACUGAUAAGAAUUAUGUUACGUAUCGAGGAAAGAAAACCGAAGUUCGUUCUGAUCGAAGAUCAGGGAAAAACAUUUGCGGUUCAAUGUCUUCAGAUUCUGAAUAAAAAAAAGAAAUAAAAUAAGC